AUGGCUCCUCACGCACUCAUAGACUCUUACGAUUCUUCAGAAUACUAUCCUUCAAUCAAAUCUAGUGCAUGGUUGAAAUCCGCUGCCGCACAUCAAUGCUUGAAACCCUCUAUCCCCGAUGCCGCUAAUCUGGAGCAAGAGGUCUCGCUCAAGAGGCUUCAGACACUCACCAGAAAGGCUCCAUACGUGUGGCAUCUAUCACCGGAAGAGAUAGAAAAUGUCGAGGAGAGUGUGAGAUCCUUUUCUGGUAUGCACUGCCCUUCCAAACUCCAGCCCAACAUAUCACUUGAACGUGAAGCAGAUUCGGGGUUGCCACUCAACGCAAUCAACCCCAGAAGUUUCCCUUUGACGCAGGGUCUGAGAUCCAAAUUGAAAGACGUUCUCAAAAUCGUCUAUGGCGCACAGCAGUUCCUGGUCAUUUCCGGACUGAGGUCUUCCCGACACAACGACACUGAGAACGUGAUCAUCCACACUGGUCUUUCGAGCCAUGUCGGUAGCAAGCGAGGCAUGGCUGGUCGAGAAGGCGGAGAUAACACAGUUCUGCGUUAG
This is a messenger RNA of Letharia columbiana, 549 nucleotides long. RefSeq lists its product as uncharacterized. The record is from RefSeq and is a predicted model, not a curated record. The transcript has a single exon. Bases 1 to 549 code for a protein of 182 amino acids. NCBI's taxonomy places the organism in Eukaryota, Fungi, Ascomycota, Lecanoromycetes, Lecanorales, Parmeliaceae.